Messenger RNA from Phalacrocorax carbo (great cormorant), 1384 nucleotides. NCBI's taxonomy places the organism in Eukaryota, Metazoa, Chordata, Aves, Suliformes, Phalacrocoracidae. The record is from RefSeq and is a predicted model, not a curated record.
GCAGCCCGCACCCCGCCCAGCCCUCACCAUGCUCCGGGACACGGCACGGGCUCUGGCCCCGGCCCCCCGAGGGAAGGGAGGGGCCGUUAGGCGGAAGCGGCGCUCUCCGCUUCCGGUGGUGGCGGGCGCCAUGUCGGAGGGGCGGCCGCUGCGGCUGCUGGGUCUGCACGGUUACCGGCAGAGCGAGCGCCGCUUCCGCCAGCGCACCGGGGCGCUGCGCAAGGCCCUGCGCGGCCGCGCGGAGCUGGUGGCGGUCAGCGCCCCGCACCCCGUGCCCGGCGGCGAGGACGGGGACGGGGACGGGGACGACCCUCCCCGCGGCUGGUGGUUCUCCGGGCCCGGCACCUUUGAGGCGGGGGAGGCAGCGGCGGCGCCGGCGGGUCUGGAGGAGUCGCUAUCGGCGGUGGCGGCGGCCCUGGCGGAGCACGGCCCCUUUGACGGGCUGCUGGGCUUCAGCCAGGGCGCGGCGCUGGCCGCCAUGGUGUGCGCCCUGCGGGCCCGGGGCGACCCCCGCUUCCCCGUGGCCUUCGCCAUCCUGGUGGCCGGCUUCACCAGCCGCGCCCCGUCCCACGGCCACUUCUACCGGGAGCCCAUCGCCCUGCCCACGCUGCACGUCAUGGGUGACACUGACACCGUCAUUGCUGCCCCGCUCAGCAGGGAGCUGGCCCAGCACUUCGUGGAGCCAGUCGUCCUCACCCACCCCGGCGGGCACUUCGUCCCCACGGCUGCCCCGCAGAAGAAGGCCUACCUGGACUUCCUGGACCUCUUCCGCCACGGACAGGGACAGGCCGAGUCCCCACAGACUGGGGCUGUUUGACAACAGUCUCUAAGAAAUGGGACUCCAGCGAGCUGUGAGCAGCCUGCCAUUUUGGUGAAGCGUGCCUGUGUUUCCGUGCCCUCCAGAGGGGCCAAAGCGCGCUCAUGAGCUUGCUGUGCUGCUCUGUGGCACUCACACAGGGCCAGGCUAAACAGUUCUGUGUUACCUCCCUGGUUCUUUGCAGCUUUGUUGUACGCGUGAGUGCACGGGUAUGGCGAUGAAGGGUUUGAAGACAGGAGGGUGACGCUGCUGUCUGUGUGAGGUGCUUUCAGGGACUUGAAUGGCUGUUCAAAACGGCUCGGCCACAGGAAUUGUCUGCAGAGAGCACAGCUUCUGCAGCUGUUGUACCCCAAGCAUCUGUGGUUUUAAUAUUCCUAGUGAAAGCUAUUAAGCCGACCUUCCUGGGUCUGGUCGGGGUCUAGAAAAUCCUCUUGUCUCUCUGGCAGUGCCAGGGCUGGUGUUCAUUUCAGGAAUGAAAUGUCUGCUGGUUCAGCCUGCGUGCAUUGGGAGACUUCUGUCUUCCCCUCUGUACAAAGUGCCUUCAUGAACAAGAAAAGCUUGUCGCUA